AUGAUAAAGAGAAGAUUCUUUAAGGUUGAUCAUGGCGAUAGGGAUGGUUCGGAUCAUUCUUCUUCAUCCUCAGAUGAAGAUUAUGAUAAUCAAAUUCCAGAAGUAAGCCAGGACAAUGAUGAUGAAGAUAGCUCAGCAUCUUCUGGAUAUAAAAGUGAGGAUAGCUCUGCCAAUGACAUUGAUGCAAACUCCGCAGGUCCACUGUUUAGUGAAGAUGAUGCUGGAACUAUAAAAGAAAGGGAAGUGUUUAUUAACAAGAAGUUUGCUACUGAGAAAUCUAAUGUUAUUUCUGAAAAGAAACCCCUACCAGCAGAUAUACAGUCCGCUUUUGUCGUACAAAUAAAAUCAGUAUUUAAGUGCAGGCUAUGUCCUCGGAUUAUUUGUUUGACUGAGGACACUUUGCGGAAUCAUCUUCAAUCAAAGAGACAUGCUCGAUCUGAAAAGCUACACAGGGAAGGCAGACUGAAGGUCAUGCUCAACAGCGAUGGUGAAAUAGAGAACCAAGAGGAUUCAGACAAAGAAACCGAAGAUACUGAGGAUUAUACAAAGAAGAAUGACAAAGGACUGAAGCCACAUAAGGAGAGAUCGAAAAAGAAGAAACGUGACAAACCGAACUCAAGGAAAAUGCGGUCAUCAAAAGGGUCAUCUAAAAGAAGCCGUAAAAAGUAA
Vicia faba (fava bean) is the source of this 669-nucleotide messenger RNA. NCBI's taxonomy places the organism in Eukaryota, Viridiplantae, Streptophyta, Magnoliopsida, Fabales, Fabaceae. The record is from the annotation of a GenBank genome assembly.